Molecule: messenger RNA, 2743 nt
Organism: Punctularia strigosozonata HHB-11173 SS5
Lineage: Eukaryota; Fungi; Basidiomycota; Agaricomycetes; Corticiales; Punctulariaceae
Exons: 11
Coding region: 71-2227 (718 amino acids)
Biological process (GO): negative regulation of toll-like receptor 9 signaling pathway; apoptotic process
Source: RefSeq, a predicted model, not a curated record
AUGUAGCGCAUGCAUCAUCCUACGGAACGCGUUGCAGUCGACAGCCUUGCUCUUCCUUCGUCCAGCUUGUAUGUCGAGGUUCGUUGCGCCUUUGCGCUCCGGCGCGCCCUUGCGAAGCCCAGAGACGACCCCGACUCCCUCCUCUGCCGAGCAAUUGUUGAAGCCGCCUCCGAUUCAUCCACUCCGGCGACGCGUACAAGCUUCACCGGAAGCCUCUGACUCAAGCUCAUCUGCCGUCGCAUCCCCGUCCGCAAGCCAGGUGACACUGGCAUCACUUAACCAAGGGGAUGUGCGAUCUUCGUCGGCUACGGCGGAGACGCUCAGAGAUUAUGCGACACAAGACGAGGCUGAACUUUCAGAGGAUGCUCUCCGGAAGAUAUACGACGACGAAGAAAUUGACCGUUUCUUGACACUAUUCUCUGCUUAUGUUAAUGAAGUCCGGUUGCCUGGUCUUGAACCACCCACCUCGCUUGCAGCAUCGACGUUCGAUGUCUCACAAGACGAUGAUUUGAGCGUGCAAAGUCCCACACUGGCCAACGAUGAUGCUCAAGGAGAAGGAGAACUGGACAAGCUGAACCCGGUGCCAAAUUCUCCGACAUCUGCGACUUCGCAACAUACUACUCAUCGAUCUCUAUGUGAGGAGAUAGCGUCGAGGAUCGCUUCCUCUUUACCUCCUACUCCUCCGUCCCCACCACCGUUCACGUUAGGCAGGUUGCGAUUGGCGACGCAACGACUUUAUCUCGCACUCGAGCCAACCUAUAUUCUCCUGAUCCGCCUGUUGCGUCUCGCCACAUGGGAAGACAGGGCAGCCAGCACUUCGUAUUGCAUCGUUUACUGGAUCCUCUGGGCGUCCGAUCUUCUGCUCCCCGGUGCCCUUCUUUGUAUACUCUAUGCUCUGGUUAGGAGGCGCAUAUUUCCCUACCCAACUCUGGCCGAGCUGCGCCUGCAUCGUUCGCAGGUUGAUCGUGCCGAGCGGUUCUCCGAUGCCAUCCAGAGCCGCCUCAGUGCAUCGAGUACGCUAGGCGUAAAGGAGGCGUGGAGAAUAUUUCGCGUGGUUUACAGGAGCAAGAAGGGCUUGGUGGACAGUGCAGUACGGGACGCGAAAUCCGCGAAGGGCAAAAGGAAGUCAACUGGGUCGGGCGAAGCUGGUGUCAGUAGCACAGUAACCGUCGAUUUGGGAAGUUCCCAAGGCCUCGGUGAUCUCGCCGCUGGAGAAGGCGCAGAAACCGUGUUGGAUUCUCCAGUAGCGAGUCAGGAAGAACAAGACCUGAAGCGCAUGGGAUUACAGCUAAUAAAUGGGAUUGCUGACGUUCAGGAGCGAGUCAAAAACAUCUUCUUGUGGAGGAGACCGGCAGCGUCUCGCCUAUAUGGACUUGCGCUUGUGUUCAUGUUUUCCAUCACGCUCUUGCUUCCGGCGAGAUAUUUGGCGAAGCUCGUAUACUUCAUCAUCGGUGUUAUGUUCUGGCACGCUACCCCGGUGAUUAUGGCCAUGUCUCCUUCAAUGCGCGAUAGACUUCCGCCCCCCUUCAGCAACGUACCGACGGACGCCGAUUAUGCCAUGGAACUGAUGGCCGAGCGCGUCGCCAAUGGGCUCGACGUCAGGCCGAGCUUGAAAACUAGACGAAGGCGCAAUGCAGCUAAACGCAAGAGUACAACCGCGAGCACAAGCUCACUGUCACUAAGUAGUCUGAGCGACAUGAGCCAAGGACAACCAGGCGAAGAUCAAGAGGGCGAUCAGGACGACGAAGAGCCUCUGAAUGACGAGUCCAGAAGACCUAAGGACUGGGUUCGGACAGCAGUCAACAUGUUUAGCACGAGCAAAGCUUGGGUAAACGAGGGCCAGCAUAUCGUGCAGGGGCUACGAUCCAGUUCGCGGAUAGAACAGCAACCAAGUCCUCCGGUCCCGCCUGUGGCGUUGGCUUAUGCGAACACCACACAGGUGGAGAAACAUCCAUUCCUCGCCCAGCAUUCAAAGGGACCGGGGCUUAUCACACUCACUGGCGGCAUGUUCUUCUUCACGCCAGUCGUUCAAAGCCACGGUAAACUGAGCAUACCCCUGGCACAAAUACGAGGGAUCAAGAAAACAGGAGCCCUGCAGGGGCUGAGCAUCCGGUGGGUAGAUGAGGAGAACCAGGAGAAACUUGACCGCUUCUUGUGGGUUCGUGGGAGAGACGAGGCGUUUGCUCGGCUUAUUGGGGGAAGCGCGAAAGGUUGGAUCAGAGUCUGAACGGCUACUUGAUACCCCUUGCGCGAACAUUCGUUUAGAUAUACCCGUUUCGUGCAACGAAUGGAGCAUCUAUAUGUUUCGCUAAUGUCCAUGAUGAGGAGCCUGCUCAAACCGGAUACCACAGUAACCGCAGGGAGUGGGACCAGGUUUGUCCAGGUUGAUGAAGAUCUUCGGGUGGCCCAAAGGCCCCGAGCCUCCGUCGCACACCGCCUUCCGGCCGUGUACAAUCCGAACCGGCUCCUCCGCAAUCAUAGCCAUAGCGCUCAGAGGUUGCGGCUGGAGUUCCAUGUUUGCCUGCUCGAACCGAGCACCCGUCGUGGCGGCGGCGCGAGUACGCUGACUGGUCGACCAAACAGCGGGUGCGUUCGGGGCUUGCGGCCUGGCGGGAACGCUUGCGGCCUGAUCUUCCGUAGUAGAGGCAACACUUCCAGAGCUGCUAGAGGAGGCUCGCACAGCCUGGAAGGCCCGAGCGUUGCGAGACAGACGGGAGACGACCCGUCGAGUGAUUGUGGACAU